AUGAGUAACGAUAAUGUCAAAGUAAAACAUGUUGUUACUUUAUUUGAAGAAGUUCAAAAUCGUUAUGUUAAUAAAUUAUUAAGUAUCAAUGAAAAACAUCUAACAAGUGAUGAGCGAUAUAAACACAAAAUUGUUAUCUAUGAAAGUUAUAUCAAAGAUUUAUCACUUCAAACACGUUUACUUUUACAAAGUCUUGAAGAACUCGAAAAAGAAGCUAAUCAACGUGUAGGAUUACUUGAAAAUAAACUCAAAAAAGCACAUGCAUCCUUACAACAUUCUCUUCCAACAAACGAUAUAUCUAAACCUAUUGAUAAUUUUGAAACAGAAAAAUGGAAAAUAAUACAUGAAAAUCUUGAUCUUAAACAUGAUAUGGAUUGUUUAGUAUCAUUUAUUAAUAUUGCUAAACGUACAGGUAAAUGGAAUACAAAACAACUUCAAUUAAAAACACUUCCACUUGAUAAUAUUAUUGGUACAACGAAUGAUAAAAUAAAUCAUCAUUCAAGUUCAUUACAUAAAGAAAUUCAAUAUCGCGAUGAACAUAUGCAAGUUUUACAAGCUGAAAUUCAAUAUCUUAGAAAAACACAAGCAGAAUUAUCAAAACCUAUUUCAGCUAUGAAUGAAAAUGAAUUCAAAGAAAAGAAUCUUGUUCUUUCAAAAAAAACUGAUGAUCUUCGAUCUAAAUUAGCUGAAGAAUGUCAAAAAACUGAAACGUUGAAAAUGGAUAUACGCAUAAAAACUACUGAAUUAAAAGAUCUUCAAGAAGAUUUAAAUAAAAAGAAACAACAAUAUGAAGAACAUAUUCAUGAUUUAUCAACAAAAUUAAAAACAAUAUCAGAUCGUCAUCGAGAAUCAGCAACAAUUAUUAAUAAUGAUAAUAAAAUAAAAAAACAAGAAAUUGAACAAUUAACAAAACAAGUAGAACAAAUUGUUAAUGAACGAAGUGAAUUACAUAGACAGUGUUGUGUAAAAGAUACAAUAAUAGCUGAUCUUCAAGUAAAAAUUCAUAAUGUAGAACAACAGUUUAUAAUCAAUAAUCAUCCAGUUACUCCUAUUGAAUUAACUGUAUCAAAAAAUGAAUAUGAAAAACUCAAUCAAGAAUUACAUAUAACACGAAAACAAUUAGAUGAAACUAUGAUUGAAAUUAAAACAACAGAUACAUUAAAUAAUAAACUUGAACAAGAUCUUCGUCUUUUUAAAAAAUUUCAUGAUGAACAAUUUGAACAACAGAUUAAAACAAAUGCAUCGAAUAUUGAUCAAUUACAAAAUCAAAUUCAAACAUUGAAACAUAAUUAUCAAGAAAAAUUAGAUGAAGUUGACAAAAAAUCGUUCGAAUUACGUACAUGUCAAGAACGUUUAUCUAUUGAAUAUAAUAAAAAUGAACAGGAACAACAACAAUUACGUAAUCUUCUCGAAAAUUCUACUGAAAAAUUAGAAAAAUCUUAUAUAGAUAUAAAACAAAAUACAUUAAAAAUUGAUCAAUUUGAAAAAACUAUAAAUGAAUUAAAUUCUCGUAAUAAUCUUCUUGAAAGAAAAUUAAUUGAAACAAUGAGUUUAAUUGAUCAACGAAAUAAAAUAUUAAUCAAUAAUGAAGAAAAAUUAGAGAAAAUUCAAAAUGAUUUAUUAGAAAAACACAAAGAAAUUAUGGAUGGACAAUCUCAAAUUGAACAAUUAAAACAAAAUCUUAUUAAUAAAACAGCUGAAGUUACACAAUUAACUGAAAAAUUGGAAACAGAUCUUGUUAAACAUCAAGAAAAGGAUAAAUUAGCUGAAGAUAAUGCAACAAAAUCAUCAACUGAUAUUAAAAUUUUACAACGAGAACUUCGACAUUUAUCUGAAUCUUUAGUUGAAUAUGAACGUAGAAAUACAAUAUUAAAUGAACAAGUUCAACAAUUAACAAAUGAACUUCGAUUAAAACAAGAAGAAUUUCAACAAAUAGAAAAAUCAUUAAAUCAAAAAUUAUUAAUAAAACAAGAUCAACUUGUACAGUAUGAUAAAAAUCUUCAUGAAAUCGAUAUACAAUGUAAAUAUGCUAAAGAAGAAUGUUUAAUACAAGAAAAAGAAAUCACACGUCUUAAUAUUGUUCAAGAAGAACAAGAAAAUAAAAUAAAAAUUUUACAAGAAGAUUUAUUAAAAUGUCAAGAACAGAGAGAUACAAUUACUAAUCAAUACGAACGAUGUGAAAGUGAUUAUCAAAAUCUAAAAUGUCAUCGUGAAGAUGAAAAUCGACAAUAUAAUCAAGAAUUUGAAAAAUUAAAUAAUGAACUUACUGCAUUAAAGAUUAUUGAAAUUACUUUAUUAAAAAAUAUCGAUGAAUUAAAAGAAAAUCUUUUAAUUGUUUCAAAUGAUCGUGAUGAUAUUCGAAAACAAUAUAGUAAUUAUCAAUAUGAUUUAGAAAAUAUACAAAAGAUCUUAGCUGAUGAAACGGAAUUAAAUUUAAAAUCUGAAACAAAAGUUAUUUUAUUAACUCGACAAUUUGAUGAAGAACAAAAACGUUCGAAUGAAUUUAAAUAUCAAUUCAAUGAUAUACAAAUGCAAUUAACAAGUGCUCGAUUAUCAAAUGAUACACUCAAAACUGAGCUUAAUCAAGCUCGUUUACUUAAUCAAGAAUAUACCAUUAAAGAAAAAGAUUUUAAACAAAAUAUCAAUCGAAUAAAUUCUUCAUUAGAUGAACAAAAUAAAUCAUUGGAUGAGCGUCAACGUGAAAUUGAAACAUUAAAUCAUCUUAUGUCACAUCUUCAAGAAGAUUAUGAAAAAUCUAAGAAUAAUUUAUCUAUUGCACAAGAUCGGAUUGUUUAUUUAGAAAUAGAAAAUGAAACAAUAAAGCAACGUUGUAUUGAAAAAACAAAUGAAUUAACUUUUAUGACAAAUCAGCUACAACAAAGUCAACAAGAUUUUUAUACAUACGAAAAAGAACAUCGAUAUUCUAAUGAAGAAUAUUUUGAAUAUGAACAACAAAGAAAAAAUUUUGAUAAUGAAUUAACAACUGUUGUUCAGAAUUAUGAAAAACUUCAAAAAGAAAAUGAAGUAUUAAAUGAACUUUUAAAUAAAUGUCGAUGUGAAUUAGAACAAAACGAAAAAUCAAAUAUUGUUCAUAAAGAACGACUAAUGCAAUCGACGGAUGAAGUAAAAAUUUAUAAACAAAAAUUAGCUUUACUUGGAGAUUGUUUUAAAACAAUUGUUCGCAAAGCUUCAGAAUCAAGUGAGCAAUGGGCAGAUAUUACUACACAUCUGGACGAAUAUUUACUUGAUUUAAAUGAUGAUGUUGAUAAACUUUAUUUAUUUGAUGAACGUUUUGAACAAUCGAUAAAAAUAUCUACUCAAUUACGAGGACAAUAUGAAGAUUUAGUAGAACAGUUUUUAUCACUUAAAACAAAUGUUGAACGGUUACAUUUUCAUAUACAUAAAUAUAAACAAAAAUGGUUACAAAUGAGUGAUGAAAAUCGUCAUUUACGUAUAGAAACUAAACAUUUACGUGAUAAAAUCGAAAAUUUUCAUCGAAUACAUACAAAAAAUGAUGAACAAGAAAUUAUUUUAGGACAAUUACGUAAAGAAUUAAACUAUGAAUCACAACUUCGCUUAGAAACUCAACGAACUAUUGAACAACUAAAACAUACAUUAGAUGAAACAAUAUUUGAACGUAAUCAAUUAAUAAAAAAUGUUACAAUAGCUCAUGAAAAAAUUGAGAAAUUUGAACAUGGUAUUUCUGAGUAUACAAAUGAAAAUCGUUUAUUACAAGAAACAAUUCAAAAACUCGAAAAACAACUACAUAUACAAAAUGAAUCAUUAGAACAAAAUGAACAAUAUUAUCAAGAAAAAAUUAAUGAAUGUGAAUCAUUAUUAAUCUCAUUGACAGAAACGAAUAAUAAUUCAUUACAAUCAUUAGAACAUAAAAGUAGUGAAUUGAAUACAGCACGAACAGAAAUACAAACAUUAAAAUAUGAACAAACAUCAACAGUUUCAAAGUUGGAAAAAUUUGAAGAAACUAAUCAAGAAUUUAAACAACAUAUAUCUAUAUUGGAACGAUCGAUUGAAGAACAUAAACAAUUACUAAGAACACGUGAAAAAGAACUUGAACAAAUCAAAGAUGAAUUUGAACAUAAGAUGUUAGAUUCUACACCACUGAAUCCUAAUUGUGCGAAACAAGAUACAGAAAUAAGUGUUCUUCGUAUGGAAAAUGCAUCAUUAAAUGAAGAAUUACGAUUAAUACGAGAAAAUCUUACUGAUUAUCAUGAAGAACAAAGACGUGCAAGAAACGAUUUCAAUGCAACAUUAAAUUUAAUACAAGAUAGUAAUUCAGAUAUUUGUUUGAACAGUGACAAUAAUAAUAAUUCAAAUGAAAUAUUACAAACAUGUAUUGUGCAACAUGUCAUAGAUGAUACAGAAAAUUUAAAAUUAAAUGAUUCAUUAUGGUUUCCACUUGUUCAAGAUGGUUUUACAUAUGAAUUUAAUGAUCCUUCGAAUAAUCAAAAAAAAUAUAAAUUAAUGAAAGCAUAUUCAAAACAACAACAAGUAUUACUCAAUCAACUUCAAGCUCAUGUGAAAUUUUAUGAAUCUAUUUUCGAGCAACGUUAUUUACCAGCUAUACAAUAUUCAACAACAUCUGAUAUUAUCGAUAAUAAUUCUCAAUGUAAUAAGGACUCAUUAUAA
Molecule: messenger RNA, 4647 nt
Organism: Adineta steineri
Lineage: Eukaryota; Metazoa; Rotifera; Eurotatoria; Adinetida; Adinetidae
Source: the annotation of a GenBank genome assembly